This is a messenger RNA of Heterotrigona itama, 2267 nucleotides long. Lineage: Eukaryota; Metazoa; Arthropoda; Insecta; Hymenoptera; Apidae. The record is from the annotation of a GenBank genome assembly.
GAGCACGCAUGCGCAGAUAAUCGAGCGGGCGGUUUACUGCCAAUCUCGCACGUGUGUUCAAAUGAAUCUAGUUGCGUUCCAGUGCUUUCCAGUAUCUACGAAGAAUUUCUAGUACUGUCGCCGGCUCGAUCGUCGUAUCAAGAGAUAUAUUCAGUGAAAGCUAAAGAACCGUGUGACGCGGAUCGACGUGAGCCACUGUGUCUCGGUUUACUUCCGAUAAAUAUUUCUGUCGUCUCAUUCUUGGCACGGAACCUCGUUACACGAACGCCACUGGAUAAGAGAAGCUGACGCACGCGAUAGGAGAUAAUUUUCCUUUGAUAAAUAAUUUUGUAACUUCUCGUUGUAGAAGAUCAUUAGUUUAACAAAAGAUGGUAUUAUCAAUAGCAGUGGAAAAUGGAAAAGCUAAUCCACAGAAGAAGCUCACCACCGUGGGUAUUGGUCCAGGCAACUAUCGUUUAGUCGGUUGGGAUAUGGACACUACUGGGAAGAAAGUUAUAGAUGAAAUAUGCCAAAUAGCUGGAUACACACCUAGUUCUUCAUAUUCUCAGUAUGUGAUGCCGUAUAAAGAUCUUAACCCUCCAGCCAUGAAAAGGCACAAUAUGAAAAUUGUAACUAUUGGAAAGUUCCGUGUCCUCAAAGACAAUAAAACUAAUAAGGCAUUAAAAACAAAAAGCGAGGUGUCUGCGUUGACAGAUUUUUUAACAUGGCUCUCAUCUAUAAGAGGAGAUGCAGCAGAUGGUAUAAUAUUAGUUUAUCACGAACCACGUAAAGUUAUCCCUGCCAUGUUGAUCGAAUCUUUAAAGAAAUAUAAUCUCCUGGAAAGAUUUAAACAAAUUGUAAAGGGAUUCGCAAAUGGAUUUAACGUUGCUGAAACAAAAUGUGCAGGCACAGUACGUGCGUUUACCCUUAGAACAUUAUCUCAGAGUUUAUUUGAGGAAGAGAAGCGAUUAGACAAUGCAAAAGACAGAGCAUGCUUGGCCUUACAAAUAGUACAACAUUUAAGUUCACUGGAAGUUGCAAAAGAGAAUGAAACAAAUGGUAGUGGUGAUAGCGACAGUGCCAUGAAAAACACUGUUGAAUUUAUUAGAGAAUUUGUUCAGCCAGUAGAAAUAGAAGAACAAGAAUAUGCAGAAUUAAAAGUGAUAUUCGAACGUCAAAAUAGUUUAAGACCAAUUUUCGUAUCUCUGUUCCGUGUGAAUCGUCGGGAGCGACAACAUGCUAGUCCUUUACGUCGAUUGCUCGCUGAAGCAGGAAUAGAAUAUACACAGUUAGAAGAAGCCUGGAAUAAUGGAAAGAAAGAAGGCUUGGAGAAGUUAAUCAAGGAGAAAUUAACUACAACUGACGAGAAGAAAAUUGCAGAUUUAUUAGUCGUUCUUGAAGAUCACUUCGACCCCGAUAAGAAAUCAAAGUUGAGAAUAUCAAGAGACAAGACUCAGAUAAAAAUCGAGAAGUCUAGUAACGACGAUAAAGAAAAUAAUAAUAAGUGUGACUCGAGUACCGAAAGUCCAGACACCACCACGCCUAAUUCGCCGCUUAAAAUCAAAUCAGAAUCUGAGAACAGCACGUUUAUCGCAGAAGAAUAAGAAUUAGGCAGCUCAAUUCUCUUUUUCAGUACCUUUUAACUAAUUGUAAGAUCAAUAUUACUGUUAUCAGUAACUGAGUUUAUAACCAUUCCGUUCAUUCUUAUCAUUACGUUAUUCUAGUGUGAUAAAGUAUGAGUGUUAUUUGUUGCAGUAUUGUUAUUUAAGUUUUUAUUUUCGUCGUAACGAAGUAUACGUUGUAUUCUUGAAGAAUACGAAACCCGACUUGAAUUAAAAUUAUGUACAAAUAACACUUAUUAACAAUUAUUAUUAUAUAUUUUUUUUUUUAGUUUGAUGAUCGAGGAAUAUUUAACGCUUGUUUAGUUUAACGAUUAAUUUUAUAAUCAUUGAUUUUUAUUUAAUCAGAUUAACAAGUCGUAACAAGUGAUUGUUUAGAGACUGUUAGAGACAUAUAUAGAAUAUAUAUUUGGACGCUAAAGAUUUUCGUUUCUCAUCGUUUCUAAGAUUAGUAAUAUAAUAUAUAUAUUUUCUUUCUUUGUUCUUCUUUUUUUUUUUUUACUUGAUGCUAGUGAGAUUUACGUAUAAAGUAAUGAUAUAUUAGGAAUAUAUAAGGAAAAUAUAUAGUAAUAUAUUUUUGUAUAUCAAAAGUUUAAUAAAACGAAUGAUGCAGCGAAAUGUUGCAUUUAAAAGAGUUCAAAUUUUGUUGUACUGUUAAAUACAGUUAAA